AAUUAGAAACAAAAAGGUGCACAAAGUCACAAAACUAUACCACUUCUAAUUACCAAUAUAAAUAUUAACCAUAGUCUCGCUCUCUUCUCUCUCUCGCCAUCCAGCAUACAACAAAGCCUAGUGGCAAAACCGGAGAUAACUAAUACUAAUGUCCAAAGAUUGUGAAAACCACGGUGGUGGCGGAGGAGGAACCGUCAGUAGAAUCUGCGGAGCCAUCAUCGGCUUAAUCAUCAUCGUCUUAAUAGCAAUCCUGCUCGUUUGGCUAAUCCUCCGACCAACAAAACCAAGAUUCAUACUCCAAGACGCCACCGUCUACGCCUUUAACCUCUCGCAGCCUAACCUCCUCAGCUCAAACUUUCAGGUCACAUUAGCUUCACGUAACCCAAACUCCAAGAUCGGAAUCUACUACGACCGGCUUCACGUCUACGCUACUUACAGGAACCAACAGAUCACUCUACGUACGGCUAUUCCUCCGACGUACCAAGGCCACAAAGAAGGCAACGUUUGGUCUCCUUUCAUAUAUGGAGACGCCGUUUCCGUCGCUCCUUUCAACGCCAUGGCUCUGGACGACGAGCAGAACGGAGGGCUAGUCUCGUUGAUUAUACGCGCCGAUGGACGCGUGAGGUGGAAGGUCGGGACUCUUAUCACUGGUAAGUAUCAUCUCCAUGUCCGUUGUCCGGCAUAUAUAAAUCUGAAUGAUAAAGCCGCCGGAGUUCAUGUCGGCGAAAAUGCCGUUAAGAUGGUCACUGACGCAGCUAAGUGCAGUGUCAACGUUUAGGCAAACAGGACACAAACCUUGACGCCGUUGAAAAGUUUGCUAUCACUCUUUACUUCUUCUUCUGUUCAGUUUUCUUCCUACUGAGGAUGAUGUUUUUGCUUUUAUAUGGUUUAUAUUUGUAUACCCUUUUGUUUAUGCUGAUCUUCUCGUAAAUUAUACUGUCAUGACACUAUAGUUUGUAUACAAAGUAUUCUUGUUAGAUUUU
Capsella rubella is the source of this 983-nucleotide messenger RNA. Its product is annotated as NDR1/HIN1-like protein 12. The coding region runs from base 149 to 778 and encodes 209 amino acids. The transcript has a single exon. Gene Ontology annotation, biological process: defense response to other organism. The record is from RefSeq and is a predicted model, not a curated record. Lineage: Eukaryota; Viridiplantae; Streptophyta; Magnoliopsida; Brassicales; Brassicaceae.